CAACUUUUUCCCUUCUCCAGCGACUCUCAGUCGCAUACAGCCUCGCACUGAUCGUCAUGGACCCCGAGUCAUCCCUUCAGUUACCGCAGGAGAUGCUCAACUUCACCACUACAGCCUCGAUUCUGACCCCUCGGCUGGGAAGACUGGCCGUGGCGGGCAGGAAACCCAUCUCCACGCCGCACUACAUCCCUCUAACAUCUCGAGGAAUCGUUCCGCAUAUAACACAUGAUAUCAUGCGCGAUCAAACUGCUAUUGGCAGUCUCUUUAUUGGACUUGAAGAUUUCAUAGAAAGACAAACCCCGAAGCAUCCCUUCCCUCCUGCAUAUACGAUUCCGACGGCAGCCAACGAGUCGGCGCUGCGCAAUUUCAUCUGCCAACCCGACGACCAGCUGUUGAUCAUGGGCCCGCGUCGCGAACCGCCGAUCAAAUGCCCGCCCUCGAACACGCCCAACUCGGUCGCCAUCCUUACCUCGGUGGGCUACCGACAACUGGAGGCGACGCACUACCUGGAUGCCAUCCGCCACCUGCGGCCGGAUAUUGUCGUCGGCCUCGCUGACCUGGUGCGCGGCCACAACCCAGGACUGAAGCGGCGCGGGAAGAUGGUCGACCGGACGCACGCCUACACAACGCACGCCACGGAACAGCUGUACAACCACAAAGCCACAACGCAGCGAUCGAAUGCUGUCUACUUUGCCCCGGUGCUGCCGCUCGAGAACGCGGAGCAGUCCAUCUAUUUGGAGGAUUUGGAAAAUGACCUCCGCCCGUACAUCUCGGGCCUGGCGCUGUACGAGUCGGCCUCGCUCUCCGCCGUGUCGGAGGGGCUGGGCGACCUUCCGCGACUGCUGUUUGGCGCGCCGGCCACCCCUCACGAUAUCCUCCGCGAUGUCUCGCUGGGCGCGGAUCUGCACACCAUUCCUUUCGUGGGUGUAUGUUCCGACGCCGGCAUUGCCCUGGACUUCACCUUCCAGCCGCAGCAGCAGCAGUCGCAAUCAUCUCCUACGUCCACUCCAUUAGCCUACGACCUCUGGUCCCCCGACCACAAAACCGACACCCGCCGGCUCUCGGAAUCAUGCGAAUGCUACACCUGCCGCAACCACCACCGCGCCUACCUGCACCAUCUGCUCUCCGCCAAGGAGAUGCUCGCGUGGUCCCUCCUGCAGAUCCACAACCACCACACCAUGGACAUCUUCUUUGCUCAGAUCCGCGAGAGUAUCGAACGGGGUACUUUUGAUGUUGAUGCCCAGACCUUCUCGCGGACAUACAGCUCGGAGCUCCCCGAGCCGAAGGGUCAAGGACCACGACUACGAGGCUACCAACUCCCCGCCUCCGGCCCCAACCAACCCCGCCGGCACGCCCGGGUGUACGGCCGCCUCGACGACGCGGCGGAGAAAUUCGCCGAGUCGCAAUCCUCCGUGGCCACGCCCGAUACGGGCGCCGAGGGGCUGGAGGAGCACGGGUUUGCGGAGAGGGCUAGCGGACUAUGACUAGAGCAUAUCAUUUGAAAAUUGCAUAUACGAUAUAAUUCAAGAAGCAUUGCGGU
Messenger RNA from Aspergillus aculeatinus CBS 121060, 1540 nucleotides. Its product is annotated as tRNA-ribosyltransferase family protein. The record is from RefSeq and is a predicted model, not a curated record. Lineage: Eukaryota; Fungi; Ascomycota; Eurotiomycetes; Eurotiales; Aspergillaceae. Bases 57 to 1484 code for a protein of 475 amino acids. Gene Ontology annotation, molecular function: tRNA-guanosine(34) queuine transglycosylase activity. The transcript has 3 exons.